CGGAGAACGAAACGAAGCAUAUAAAAAAUGGGGCGAGGACUUGGAGUGGCCAAGGCACUGAAGAAGCAGUUCGGCGUCGUCUUUGAUGUGGAUGGCGUUCUGUUGCGGGGAAAGACACCGAUCCCUGGAGCCGCGGAUGUGUUGCAGCAUCUGCAUGAUACCAAAACGCCGUACGCAAUCAUGACCAACGGAGGAGGCGUCACGGAAGUCAAAAAGGCCGAGCAGCUCUCGGAUAUCUUGAAGUUUGAGAUCCCGUCGACGCAGCUGUGCCUAUCGCACACACCCAUGCGGGAGCUAGCAUCCACAUACGAAAACGACAUGGUGCUCGCCGUGGGCAAGUCUUGUGACAAGACACGGGAAGUAAUGGAACACUAUGGCUUUCGCAAUGUUGUGACAGCGUCCGACUUGCACUCGCAUUUCCCCGCCAGCUACCCCGACAUCUCCGUGUCAAAGGUGCCGCAUCAUGGCAAGUUCGACGCGAACGACUUCCGAGCCGUGUUUGUGCUCAUGGAUCCCAUCUACUGGGGCCGCGAGAUUCAAAUCAUCAUGGACGUGCUGACAUCCCACGAGGGCAAGUACGGCACGUUGGCAGACAACGACCAACAUGUCAACUUGUACUCGGCCUGCUCCGACUUUCAAUACGUCGGAGAGCAUCAUUUGCCGCGGUUUGGCGCCGGCGCCUUUCGUGCCGUCUUGGAGGACUUGUACAUGCGCACGACGGGCACAAAGUUACGCCAAACGCUGUUUGGGAAACCCGAGCCCACGUCGUUCGAGUUUGCGGAGAAGUUGCUCAGGCAUCAACUGACUGCCGAGGACGAGCGCCUGGCCGCCAUUUACAUGGUCGGCGACAAUCCGUACACGGACAUCCAGGGCGCGAAUGCGGCGGGGGGGCUGUGGAAGUCGGUGCUCACGCGGACUGGCAUGUUCCAAGGAGGACUCAAUCACGAUGACCAUCCCGCCGACGCGGUCGUGGCGGACGUCGGCGCCGGCCUCAAGUGGAUUCUCCAAGACUUUGACUCGAUCCCAUAGUGCACACUAGUACUACUACUAUUCAUAACUAGUAGUAUUAUGGAUGUACUACUCGGAACA
Molecule: messenger RNA, 1089 nt
Organism: Aphanomyces astaci
Lineage: Eukaryota; Oomycota; Saprolegniomycetes; Saprolegniales; Verrucalvaceae
Product: TIGR01456 family HAD hydrolase
Exons: 6
Coding region: 28-1029 (333 amino acids)
Biological process (GO): glycerophospholipid biosynthetic process
Cellular component (GO): mitochondrion
Source: RefSeq, a predicted model, not a curated record